UCCACGUGUCAAUAUUUGAUUACGGUCUUAUGCAUCCAGGAGACCACGGUUACCCUAACCUAAAUAUUCUUAAAACAAGCAAGAGAGCCCAAAUGGUCCUCUAGGGUUUUAGAGAAACCUGCAAUUCCACUUCAGUAAUGGCGUUCUGGGGAAUAGUAUUAGAACCGGACAGACCGUACAUUUAUUUGCACAAUGGGGAAAGAGGAAGGCUUCGCAUAUCUCAGGCAAUACUAGACGCUGGCAGUCGUUCAUCAACAGAGAGGAGCAUGGUUGAAUGUUAUGUAGAAGAUAGGGAACCAGUAUACAUAUGUUCGUUGGAGCCAAAAAGAACUGUGACAUGCCCAUUGAAUCUUGAGUUUGAUGAGCAUAAAUUAGUAAGGUUCAAACUUAUUGGCCCUGGCAGCGUUCAUCUAUCUGGUUUCUUUUCUGGUGAAAGUAAAUAUACUUUUACAAUACCUGAAUAUGAGACUGAUAGCAAUGGAUCGAAUGACUAUGAUACUGAAGAUAAACACGGGGAUGGCGUUAUUGAUGGUGAUCUCGACAUGUUCCCUUCCUCACCUGUACCUGACGAUGGAGCUGUAACCAAGGAGAUACCGAAUGAUGAGAAACCUUCUAAUGAGAAUGGUAUAUCUAAACAACCAAAGAAGAAACAUCAGUUAAGUGCCUCUGUUAAAGGCAACUCUCAAAGACAAAAUGUUGUCAGGAGUGGUACUGGUGUCCCAGUCUUGGAAAGUGAAGAUGAAGAUGGUUUUCCAAUAUCUUCCCCCCGUAAGAGCAAUGCUGAUGUUCUGAAUGCUGAAGGAAAAGAAACAGAAAUGGAAGAUGACAAAGAAGAUGAGGAACCCAAGCAAAACAAAGCAAAAGAUGAUCCUUGUAGUCUUAAAAGCCUAAAAAGAAAAGUUGAUGCCGUUGUUCGAAAUCGCGAAGAAGCAAGGGAAACUGUCCAACUUGUUGAUUCUUCACUUGCAACAACUGAAGAAAUUGUUGAAAACAGUAUUAAGAGAAAGAAGAAGAAUAAAAAGAAGAAACUAGAAGGUCGAGAGGAAUAUGAUACACAGACUGAGGUGGCGGCUAGUUUGGAUGUUGAUCAGGCUUUACCAAUUGGAAAGGAACAUGAUGAGAAGCUAACCACUCAGAAAAGCAUUGAUGUUGAUGUUGACUCAACUCCUGAAGAAAAUCCCCCUGAGAAGAAGAAAAAGAAGAAAACGGGAAAGAGCAAGAAACAGGAGAGUGGAGUAAAUGCAAAUAUGGAGCAAACUAUUACAGGUGAGAAUGGAUCCACAAUGGAGAUAGAGGGGAACACUGAAGCCAAGCCAUUUCAAGUAAGAACAUUUCCAAACGGAUUGGUUAUUGAGGAGCUAGCAAUGGGUAAACCAGAUGGAAUAAGAGCUAAUCUUGGGAAAAAGGUCAGCGUCCAUUACAUUGGCAAGCUGAAGAAGAAUGGGAAAAUAUUUGACUCUAAUGUUGGCAGAGCACCAUUUAAGUUUCGCCUAGGUGUAGGAGAAGUUAUAAAGGGAUGGGACGUCGGGGUUAACGGCAUGCGUGUUGGAGACAAGAGAAGACUAACUAUUCCACCUGCUAUGGGAUAUGGAGCUCGUGGUGCUGGUGGGGCUAUACCACCAAAUUCAUGGCUGCUCUUUGAUGUUGAGUUAGUAGAUGUUCGUUGAUUGACCUCCUCUAAUGUUGUGAGAUAUUCCCUCUUAUCUUCUCUAUUGCUCCUUUUUGGAAUGCAUUUAUGCUUGUGCAAACCAGGAGGUGGAAGCAUGGAUCUUGAACACUCUCCUUUUUGUUGUUUUAUAUGAGAAAAACGGUUUUGAUUUUUGCCACAUUUGGAAUUGUUUUUAGAAUAAUGGUCAUGUGACUAUGUGGGCAAGGGUUUUUGAGAAAAAGGCUGGUGCAUUUAUGCAGCCAAAUGGUAUUAGGAGUUUAUCUGUGCGUGUUGCAAUAGAGAAUUUUCCUAGAAGUGAGAAGAGAAAUUGUGCUGAUUAAAUUUUGGAGGAGCUCUUUUGCAAAGAAAGAUCCAAUCUUUGAUACCAAUAUAUAUGCGUCGCUAAAUCCUGAUUAAGCA
Cornus florida is the source of this 2068-nucleotide messenger RNA. RefSeq names its product peptidyl-prolyl cis-trans isomerase FKBP53-like. Bases 138 to 1667 code for a protein of 509 amino acids. The transcript has 11 exons. Lineage: Eukaryota; Viridiplantae; Streptophyta; Magnoliopsida; Cornales; Cornaceae. The record is from RefSeq and is a predicted model, not a curated record. Gene Ontology annotation, molecular function: peptidyl-prolyl cis-trans isomerase activity.